Molecule: messenger RNA, 770 nt
Organism: Musa acuminata subsp. malaccensis (wild Malaysian banana)
Lineage: Eukaryota; Viridiplantae; Streptophyta; Magnoliopsida; Zingiberales; Musaceae
Biological process (GO): translation
Cellular component (GO): ribosome; large ribosomal subunit
Molecular function (GO): structural constituent of ribosome
Source: RefSeq, a predicted model, not a curated record
GCCCCUCGGUCGCGAUCCCUGGGCAAAACCCUCCGCUUCGUCGCCGCCACCAUGACCAAAUUCAGGAAGCUCGGCCGCCACGCCGCCCAUCGCGUCUCCAUGCUCAGGACGAUGGUCUCGCAGUUGGUCAAGUACGAGCGCAUCGAGACCACGGUCGCUAAGGCGAAGGAAGUUCGACGGCUUGCUGAUAACAUGGUGCAGCUGGGGAAAGAGGGUACACUUCAUGCUGCACGUCGUGCUGCGGCUUUUGUUCGUGGAGAUGAUGUUCUUCAUAAAUUGUUCACGGAGUUUGCUUAUCGCUAUAAGGAUAGAGUAGGUGGAUAUACAAGAUUGCUUCGAACACGCAUACGAAAGGGGGAUGCUGCACCAAUGGCAUAUAUCGAGUUCGUUGAUAGGGAGAAUGAGCUCCGAGAGGCAAAACCUCCGAAGCCACAACCACCUGAGAGAGCCCCUCUUGAUCCAUGGGCAAAGUCUCGAGCAAGCCAACAGUGGGCAUCUCCUAAAGAGAAAGCAAACUCUGGAUCAGAAAACUGAUCAUUCUGUUUCAAUGUGUUUGCAGCUCAACAUUUUGGAUGCCAUUCUUGUAUUUAUUGCAGAAUUUUUGCAACUCGCCGAUAUGGUGACACAAAAUUGGCCCGGCAGAUAUCAAAGAUUGCCAUCCUCAACACUGGAGUAUGCUGAAAACAUGAAUGUGUAGGAUCAAUAAUUUCUUGAAUCUAUAGCCAGAAGGUACGAGUCAAUGGUUAAAGAUGGUGUUUUUAGUUUGUUUA